Eriocheir sinensis (Chinese mitten crab) is the source of this 4465-nucleotide messenger RNA. RefSeq lists its product as uncharacterized. Gene Ontology annotation, biological process: signal transduction; nervous system process; chloride transmembrane transport. The record is from RefSeq and is a predicted model, not a curated record. Gene Ontology annotation, cellular component: membrane; neuron projection; synapse. The transcript is spliced from 8 exons. NCBI's taxonomy places the organism in Eukaryota, Metazoa, Arthropoda, Malacostraca, Decapoda, Varunidae. The coding region runs from base 816 to 3431 and encodes 871 amino acids. Gene Ontology annotation, molecular function: extracellular ligand-gated monoatomic ion channel activity; chloride channel activity; neurotransmitter receptor activity.
AAAACCGUAAUUGACCACCGAGCUAAGAGAGUGUCGUACCAGGGAAGAAACGACUGACCCCAUGACGAAAGGGCCCAUUAGGUAAGCGUCCAUCCGCUCCACAACGCACUUAUUUGCUCACAACGAACGUAAUUGGCAUUUAAAUAGCAGUUGUGCACGCCGCUCCCCAUCCUCCGUCCCUUGUCAGCCACUAAUCACCACCACACAGAGCAAAGACAUUAGGCUACCACGUAUCGAUACUCGCCCCUACACUCCCGCCGCCGCCAGGAUAGCCCUCCCUCUCCUGGCUCAGUGCCUCUCGCGCUGCAAACCACAUCGCUAGUUUGCGCUUCCCUCUCCCUCACCCUCACUUUCAGUCCUGACACCUCUCUCUCUUUCCCUCACCUCUGUCCUUGGGGCGUCUCUCUCUUUCUCUUUCACAUUCACCCUCAUCCUUACCAGCCACCAGCGGCCUCGUGUGCUCUUCGUGUCGGCGUAACAUUCAGUGCGCCCUUCGCCUUUGGUUGCCGUCCUUGGUGUCACUGGCACCUCAUGAUCUUGACGAGACUGGCACCUAUUGGACUUUAGUUGGACAGUUCUUAGGUGCCAUCAGUGCAUCUGUCAACUGGAAACCUGAAAUUAAAAGUUCUGUCACUGUUCGCAGUUGUCAUUUUGCCGCUACAACAACCGAUUCCGAGAACUUCCGUCACUGCAGGCACCGAUAAGUCACUGCGAGGACCGUGAGCCUUCUCAGUGCUCCUGGAACAUAAUAACGAGCUGCAUCACUACAACUCCUCGUACUCAAGUGCCUCGAACCAUUGACUCGCGUGCCCAAGAUGUCCAGCAGCCAGACUCAGGCGAGGGCGGUGACGGUGGUGCGGGUGGCGGUGAUAACAGCGGCGGCGGCGGUCACUUGCCUGUCCUCCGCGGCGGUGGCUGAGAGCUUGAUCUCAACUCUGCCUCUGCCCUCCGAUGGCGUGCAGGUGGAGGAGCUGGUGUUCCCGUUGGGGGUGAAGGGCGGGGCCGUGUUGGCGGGCGAGGCAGCAGGAGGCGAUUCAGCAAUGCAGCAGCCCCUCAGCUUUUGCCUGUGGGUGAAGGCUGCUCUCAGCACCGCCACUGCUAGGAUUUUGUCCUACUUUUACAAGGAUCUCGUCAUCUUCGUUGCUCGCUCGGGCGCCAUGAUCUCCGUCAGGACAAAGACACGACAGAUGGACAUACACGAAUGGACGCUCUCGCCCCGCACGUGGCACCAGCUGUGUCUUCUGCGAUCCCCGGAAAACCAUGUCAUAUUGCUGCUUGAAGGACGCGCCUAUGAGGGAAAGCCCUACCCUGCCAAUGAUUCCAAAGUAGAAUAUCGUUUUGACAGAAACCAGAAAGCCAUCGCUGCCUUAGCGAAAAACGCUGCAGAUGUCAGCGGCAAAAACUUCACCAACAUUCCCUUGAUCGUCCUCGGGUCGCUCGUGUCACGGUUUGAUUCUCCUGUCGGGCGCUUGGCCGACUUGAGGGUGUAUACGAGGCUUCUCUCGGAGGCUGAAAUGGCAGCCAUGAGGAAGUGUAGCAUCAGGUCACCGAAAGGCAGCAAGCUGGAGGUAGUGUACACGACGGAGGCUGCAGUGCUCCGUUCGGUCCCCAUGCAGUCUUUGUGCAGCGCCAACAGGAUGCACGUGGUAACCUACACAGUGUAUGCGAAGCAUACAGAAACGAAGGCCCUCUGCAACAAGAUCGGAGGCGAGUUGCCCGCUCCACAAAACUUCGACGACCUCAUGAAAAUUGCUGACAUACUUCCAGAAUACAGCAAGAAAACGGAAAUGUACUUCUGGCUUAGUAACACUACUAACAGGGAGGCGCUGGGCAUGAGUCAAGAGUGGUGUGUCGCACAGGACCUGCGUCAUGGCGGCAGCCUGCCCAUGAGCGUGCCUUGCAGCUCGUGGGCGCGGGACUUCGUCUGUUUUAUUGCAUACGGCAAGUCGGUGCACCUGCUGCACUCUAACCAAGAUGUUGAGAUGUUCUUUAGUGACGUGGGAGAGAACUACCUCCUAGUGAGUGACCUGGGCUACUCCCUUACUGCCGAAAACGAUUCUUUCGUCAUACGCAACCUGGUAGGCGGCCGGCUUGGGCAGCGCGAGGGGCAACAGGUCACGGACAUCAUUGGCCUUAGAGAGUGGGUCAUCGCUGGGGACGUCAGAUACAGCAUCACCCUCAGCACCUGCCAGGAGGACGAGUUUACCUGCAGCAAUGGGGACUGCCUUGCCUUGAAGCGCCGCUGCGAUAAAUUCCCUGACUGUUCCGACGGCUCCGACGAGGACAACUGCCGGUACCUCCAGCCCCCGCCAGCCAACUACCGUUCCUUCUUGCCGCCCUCCGACAACACGGCCGUCACCCUCACCGUCAACAUCACCGACAUCCACGACAUCAACAUGAGGGAGAGUCAGCUGGGCAUCUCGGUACAGGUGGAGCUGGGCUGGAUGGACCCGCGCCUCACCUUCACCGACAUGGCGAGCAAGACGAGGCUCGACGAAGCCCUCGACCUAAUCUGGAAGCCGACCAUCGUGUUCGUCGGGGCCAAGUACGAGGAUAACGUCAACCUGCAGCAAGGCGUCAACAUCAUGAGGUUGCUCUUCGCCGAGUCGUCCACCAUGGGCGUCCCGGCGGUCGUCAACAGUUCAAGGGCCCUCAAGCAGGAGGGUGACCAGGUGCGUCUCAUCCUCGAACUGUUCCUGGACCUGAGCGUCGCGUGCUCCUACGACCUGCUGCUGUACCCGUUCGACGUGCAGGAGUGUGGCCUCACCCUCCAGCUGGCCUCCGAGCUGACGGGCGACACCCACUGGGACCCUCUCGACCUACACACCAACCACGACCUGCCCCAACCGGCCCUCUACGGCGCCUCUUCCGUCAGACUGGUGCGCCUCUCCAAGACGGAGGUGGUCCUCAGGUUCCUGCUGGAGCGGUGGUUCGGGUCGUACAUGCUCACCUCGUACCUGCCGUGUCUCAUCCUGCUAGUGAUCGGCACGGCCACGCAGCUGUACCCCGUGACGGCUGUGUCAGACCGCGUGAUGGUGACGCUUUCCUGCCUCAUCGUGCUCGCUUCGCUGCUGGCACAGGCCAGCGCCUCGUUGCCGGGGUCCGCCAGCUCCAAGGCCAUCGAAGUGUGGUUCUUUUAUACCAUUGCCCGCAUGUUCCUCGUGUCGAUGGUGCACACGGCUGUCUACCGCUCCGACCCCACGGCACCUGAGGCGGGGGUGAUGAAGGUACAGACACCGCUGCUGCUGAAGGUGGUGUCGCCGGGCAGCGUGGCGCCGCGCAUGAAGCCUCAGAGGCGGCCGCCGGAAUACUCGCGCAUCGAGAGGAUCAACCACAUCGGUCUCCUGGUGGGGCUGGCGUUCGAUGUGGUCUUCAUCCUCUCGUAUUGUGCCUACGUCAUCACCAUCAGGAACCGCAUCUUUCUGGCCUAGCAAGAUUUAUUUGCUUUAGGUGCGGGGGGAAGACUACCUGUAAAGAGACCCCAAAGAGUGUUUCAUCGGGCCGUGGAGGUUUCUAUGGGCUGUGUAGUGCAGGAAGUUUUCUUUGAGGCACAGGAGAGGUUACAUGAAACUACCCGUAAAGAGCCCCCAAAAGAGUGUUGCAUCGGGCCGUGGAGGCUUCUAUGGGCUGUGUAGUGCUCAGGAAGUUUUCUUUGAGGCACAGGAGAGGUUACAUGAAGCUGCAUGGAUAUGAAGUAAAGUUUUCUGAUUUGUAUAUAGCACAGCCAGGUCCCUAUGACCGUGUAAACACCGAGGCACGCUCCCUUGCACCAUAUAGGGCCGAGGAGGCAGACACACAGUGCACCUCAAGGAAGAUAGACGUUCAUGUAGCCAAAGCUAGACACAUAUAUAGACACUUAAGGAGACUCGGAACAACUAUUUUAAGGGGCAGUUUGGACACCUUCGGCAGCUCCCUUGCAACACUUAAAGGUUUACGAGGCGGCGUUACUUAUCACUUUGCCGUGCGAGGCUUUUUAUGACUUAAAUACUUAACUUGUGAGAACACCACUUACUUACAAGUAAGUGGCUGCACUUACACGCCCGGCUAAUUGGAAGGCAUAAAAUUGUCUUGUAAACUUGAGCUGCAACAGAAUAUAUAACAAGGAUGCAAUUUCCUAGUUUUUAUUUUGUUUUAAUUUGGCUUGGUUGUAGGUUUAUGUUCCUCUACCACGUUCGUUUUGUCCUUAAUAGCCACAGGAAUAUAAUAGCAAAUAAGAUUUUCAUAUAUUUUGCCAAAGUGCAGCUGUAAAUAUUUAGGAUUAUAUUUUCCACCUUCUUAACUUUCACUGUGCCGUCAUUGCCUUGUUUCUGGUGUUGGUGCAAAUAUAAGAUAAAUAGCCUCGGUAUUUUUUUGUGUCAAAUUCCGUUCCCCACACGAGGCAUGCACAUUUUCCUUCACCUGCGCUUUCUCUUGAUUUUUGUUACUGAAGACAGAUUUAAAUACAAAAUUAAGCCACGAAAACAAA